AAAGGGCAAGCCACGCAAUCAUCCAUAUACAGCUGUAGGCACACAUGUAGAUGUGCUUUGAUUGCUAGUCCAGUCAGAAAAGUCGAGCACGCGGUUGAAGGACAGGCAUCCAAGACACGAUGUCGUUCAAAGCGUAUGCAUUUACUUGAUCCGUGAUUUGCACUCACCCUGGACUCACCUUCGAGACGACUGCGGCUCCACUCAAGCCACAUUCGUGUUUCAGAUGUGCAUCACCACGAUGCCGUCAUCGAAUGCUGUCAGUAUAUGCUCAAGACUCAGCUAGGCAGCAGACUUUGAGGGUUGAGGGCUAUAUCAAGAAUGACUGCGCAAAGUGUCGCGCACAGACAGGAUGAGGUUCACAGUCACGAAUAAGAAGGCCGAGACGUUUCCGUACCUAAUAAAAAUUGCGGUAAUAUCACCAGUAUAGACAACUUGACCAGCAUCAUGCGGACAACACCCAGCCGCUGUCUUUGGGUUUCCGGUUCGGGAGGAAACUCUGGUCGAUCGCGAUAGCUAAUCUUGACUAGGGCAGUCAUUAAGUCUCCAAAGCGGUUUGGCUUUGGCGAUAGCGCGAUGCCGCCACGCGGGAAGAAAUUGGCGAAAGUCUCUUUUGUCCACACUCAAAUCAAGCAGCCCACAAUCAAGCUUUCUUCACAUCAAGCACGCAGUGCUGAUGUUUGUCAGCGGCAUUCUUGAUCCUGCUUGGAGGCCUAAACAGCUGCUGGUGCACGCAGACACGACCCAUGCAACAACAGCGCGAUCAAGAAUGAGCGAAGCCUCUACACCAGCUGGCAUUCGGAUUCACGACUGUAUCAAUUCGUCUCAGAUCAUGACUGGUGUCGUCCCGCUUUCGAAGAGAUCACAUUCAGCACCUACCAGCCCCGGGUUCGAUCGAGAGGAGACAAGCUCAAUCCUGAGUCAAGAAGCCACGAGUGUGAAUCGCUCGAUCACGAUUGACACAGCAUAUGCACCUCGACGGUGGCCGAAUCCCAGCAAGGGCACUUUGAGCUACUACUCAAUUCAACACGUAAAGUGGCAGAGAGUGCAUCCAUCAGCCGAGAAACAAGAAACUGAGCCGUGCUGUUGGCGUGGCUUAUUUGUCUGAGACCCGGCUUAGACUUCGUCGUAGCUGGCUUGCUGGCGCGGAUGCAUCACCCAAUUACGUCGUCUUGCUGCUGCUGAGCAGCUGUCUUCCACAGUAUUGCUGCUGCACGCACGGACCCAAAUCACUUGCACCGCCCGCCAUACAUGUCAUUAGCAGCAUCGAUGACAUUUGAAGGACAAACGCCGGGAAAAAAAAAAAGUCUUCAGCACACCAGCAGUCGAAGUCAUGGCCCAUUUAGAUACGAGUCAGGUAUGAGGUCAGAAUCGAGUCCAAUUCCUCGAUAUCUCUGCCUUGUCAGAUACCCACAGACGUACUAGACGUGUACGUAUCUAGCUGAUUGUGAGCAGACGUGAAAGCA
This is a messenger RNA of Ceraceosorus bombacis, 1463 nucleotides long. The record is from the annotation of a GenBank genome assembly. Lineage: Eukaryota; Fungi; Basidiomycota; Exobasidiomycetes; Ceraceosorales; Ceraceosoraceae.